AUGGAAGGAGAAUUUGAAAUGAGCAUGGUAGGAGAAUUAAACUACUUCCUUGGUCUACAAAUCAAACAACAAGACAAUGGAAUCUUUAUAUCACAAAGCAAAUAUGCCAAAAAUCUCGUUAAAAGAUUCGGUCAAGAAGAAAGCAAAAUUGUCAGAACACCUGUUCCAACAACAGAAAGGAUAUCAAAAGAUUCAGAAGGAAAACCAGUUGAACAAACUCUAUAUCGAAACAUGAUAGGAGGAUUGUUAUACUUAACUGCAAGCAGACCAGAUCUAAGCUUUGCAGUAGGAAUUUGUGCAAGAUACCAAGCCAACCCAACUGAGUAA
This is a messenger RNA of Ipomoea nil (Japanese morning glory), 327 nucleotides long. RefSeq lists its product as uncharacterized. The record is from RefSeq and is a predicted model, not a curated record. NCBI's taxonomy places the organism in Eukaryota, Viridiplantae, Streptophyta, Magnoliopsida, Solanales, Convolvulaceae. Bases 1 to 327 code for a protein of 108 amino acids. The transcript has a single exon.